AUGCUCAGGUCGUCUCAUCGUAAAAGUCGCCUGCUUCUGUUUGGCGUGUUCGUGGCGAUAUCAUCUCUGUUCUGGGUGUUCAUCGGUUUAAACCUCCUAGGCUCUGACUUCAAGCAACUAGUGACUUCUCAUAUCAAAAAUCUCGAAACAGAAGACGAUUUCACUUCUCAUGGAAUUUUGGACCUCUCAAGUGUGCUAGAAGAUCCAUUGGACUUCGACACUCAAAUCGCAGACGUCCACGAUUCUUCUGGGGAAAAUAGCAACUUAUUAUUGUCUUUUUAUUCCAACACUACCCUGACGUUCGCAUCGCACUUCUACGUCAUCUCGCUGCCACAUAGAACCGAUAGGCGUGCAAGCAUGGAGAUGCUGAGACAGGCUUUGUCCCUGCAAUGGACGUAUGUUCCUGCCGUACGCCCAGAUGACUCACCUAUAAUAGACAUUGUAAAUCGUGUGCAACGUAUUCGACUAGGAGCCGGAAGUCAGCCGGUCGAAGAGUUCGAUUGGCCCAGUGACUCAGAUAUGGACAAACUCUCGCGCUCCGCUUUGCCUCUGGACCUAUCUGGUUCUGAUUUAUGGUCGCUACAAGCUGAAGACUUGCGAGAUAGAAUUCUGGAGGUGCCUCCGAUACUGCCGGUUGUCGACGAGACUCUAUACGAUGGAUCGAUAUCUGCACAUCUUGGCGACGAUCGCAUCACCAAUUUUGCAUCUGAAGCUCAGCCUCUCACUUGUGCAACUAGGAAUCUUACAGCUGGACCCCUUUAUACGUCUUCUCUACCUUCCUACAUGCUGCUGACUUCCGCAAAGAUCGCUUGCUGGUAUUCGCAUUUGGAAAUUAUCAAGCGCAUCGCCAAUGACGACACACAUCAUCCACCCCAAAAGCUUCAAACGGAUGUACACGAGGCUCUCUCGGGGUCUCAGGUGUUGCAUGGCGAUAUAACUGUUAUUCUUGAAGACGAUAUUGACAUGGAACGGGAUGUUAGAGAAAGGCUGCAAGUUAUCUGGGCCGCACUUCCUGCAGACUGGGACAUCGUAUUCUUGGGACACUGCUGGUCAAACGAGAGUUACCAUCCGCCCAUCUUGGACGUACAGACCAAGCUAAGCGGUGGGACCAUCGGUAUCCAUCCAUCGUUUGCACCCAAAUGUACACACGCGUACGCCCUCACGCGCACCGGCGCGCGCAGACUAUGGCUGCAUCUACGACACCCGCCAUUUGCUUAUUCUCGUGCCCUAGAUCAAGCUUUCGCCUGGCUUGUUCUGAGCGGCCGACUCAGGGCGUUCUCCGUAGUUCCUAGCCUUGUGGUACAGCGAAAAGUGGUGGGUAGUGAUAUCGACGGCGGGGGAACCGGGGUGGGUAGUACAUGGAGAGAGCACCUAAUGAAUGGGGUUCUUGGUACAUAA
This is a messenger RNA of Fibroporia radiculosa, 1398 nucleotides long. RefSeq lists its product as uncharacterized. The record is from RefSeq and is a predicted model, not a curated record. Lineage: Eukaryota; Fungi; Basidiomycota; Agaricomycetes; Polyporales; Fibroporiaceae. The coding region runs from base 1 to 1398 and encodes 465 amino acids. The transcript is spliced from 2 exons.